AUGCAUUCGAUUCAUGAUCCCCAUGUCCCUUUUGCCCUCCCACUCAACGAGCCUCCAAUUCCCGGAUCAGUGAUCGAGGUUCACGGAAAACACCAUCAUCAUGAUACCUUUGUCGUUGAGCUCCUUGCCGGUCCACACAUUCCGCUUCAUCUCUCAUUCCGUUUCCAUCAUGAACAUGACCUCGUUUUAAACGCUGCCGCUCAUGGACAAUGGGGCUGUGAGCAACGAGUGCACAACCCGAUCCCCAAGCAUGAUCAUCAUUUUACCAUCCGCAUCAAAGUCCACGACUCGCAUUAUGAUGUCGAGGUGGAUGGACAUCAUAUUGCCACAUUCAACCAUCGUUUCCCCUAUGCCUCAGUUCAAGCUAUUGGAUGCCAUGGCGAUGUCCACAUUAAACACAUUCAUUUUCAAGGAUUCCAUUUCCACAACGCAUGGAACCACCAGGGACAUGACUUUGGACACGGGGGAUACAUUGGAUAUGGAACUUCAGCCUAUCAGCCACCAGUUGUCCCUCAAGCUCAUCCAAUCAACCAACAUUACGAUCCAUACCGC
This is a messenger RNA of Mesorhabditis belari, 552 nucleotides long. NCBI's taxonomy places the organism in Eukaryota, Metazoa, Nematoda, Chromadorea, Rhabditida, Rhabditidae. The record is from the annotation of a GenBank genome assembly.